CGAAGAAAUAGCGAAUCGGGCUUAAUUAAAGCACGAUGUAAACGAAACAUCGCGUAUCUAACGUUGACCAAAUUGGAAGAUAUUUCUCCGAUUCGUCAACGAUUCGUCCGUUUUAAUGACAUUGGAAAAUCUAUUUUCAGGGAACAAUACCUUUUCAACGUAUUCGAGGUAAUAGUUUCGACUUUGGAAUCGAAAUUGCAACGAAUCGAAAAUUUGGACAAAGCUGUGGAACAUUUAAUGAGAAGAGUGGAAGCUUUGGAUUCGCGCGUAAACGAUAACAUCGAUAAAACCGAUGCCGUAAUCACGAAACUGCGAACGUUGGAUCUGAAAUUGUUCAACGCUCAUUCGAGCUUCUUUCCCGCGGAAUCUGCGUACGGAACGAAAACGACGGACAACAAGAACGGUAGCAUAAUUAAAAGCGGUUCGACGAGCCAGGCGAUAAAUCAUCAUGGAGAAGACACGGAAGCAUCGGAAACGCUCGGCGAAAAAUUAUUGUCACUCGAUCAAAAAGUUUCGGACAUAGAUAAUAAACUGAUCGAUUUAAAAAACCAGUUGGACAAUAAUUUUCUACAAAACGAUGACAUAAACGCCGAAGCUAGCGAAAAGAAACCAAUUAGCAUGAGCGUAAUCGAAAUCACGAAAGCGAUGAGCAACGAAGUUAUAAACCACGUAUCGAUCGAGAUAGAGAACUUACGACAAGCUACGACGAAUAUAGACAGGAAAUUGCAGUUCCAUACGAAUUUGGUUAGCGAUCGUUUGGGAGCGAUACAAAACAUGGUGACGGACGUGCAGGACGCGAUACUCGUGGGAGCGAGCGGUCCGCACGUAUUUAACGCGACAUCAAGCAUCGAAAGAUCACCGAGACAAAGUAAAAUCGAUCGACUCGUUCAACAAAUGUAUCCGAUGAUGACGGUAUCGAACAAAAUUGAUCAGAUGUGGAACGUCGUGAUCGGUACGAAAAGUUCGGUGGACAACCUUUUACCGAAAUCGGAAGAAUUGCUGACGCAAACGCAAAGACAGGAAAGAGCAAUCAACGAAAUUCACGAGGACUUGAAAUUAAAAACCAACAAGAUCAUCGAGAACCUGGAAGACGUCGAGAAUAGAUUGCGAAAACAGGGGGACGAUGUCUCGGUUAGCAUCGGUCAACGUCCUAUUCCCGCAGAACUAUUACUCGAUCCGACGAUCGAUCGACUGGUGGAAUACGAUUCGAGUAGAUACAUCGGGUUAUCCGAAGAGACGACAACCGAAACGAACGCUUCGCCGAUAACACCGACUACCAUUGUUUCUUCGUCCGUUUCCAUGUCGAUGUCGUCGUCGACGUCUUCGAAUACCGUGCCGUCGAACAGCUUAAACGGUUCGUAUACCAGCAUCGCCGGUGGUUCGAACAAUUCGAUGAACGCAACCGUCGCACCUGGAAUAAACGGAUCGUCUUCCAGUACGCAACGAUCUUCGGCAAAGAAUCGUGGCGUUAUAUUUCCGAGUGUUAAAAACAAACCAAGUCCGGCAAAUUCAACGUUUACUACCGACGCAUUUCUGAGUUACAAGGAUGUUAAGGGGUACUCCUGUGUCGAUUUAAUGAACGCGGGUAUGCGAGACAGCGGAGUGUAUUACCUUCAGAUACGCGGGACAACGUACUGGUUUCUGAAAGUUUACUGCGAACAAGAUAUAGCGGAAGGAGGUUGGACGGUAAUUCAAAGGCGAGACGAUUUUGGAGAACCAAGGGAAAAUUUCAACCGAGAUUGGGCAGAUUACAAGAACGGAUUCGGGGAUCCUGCUAGAGAAUUUUGGCUCGGCAAUGAAAAUAUAUAUAUGUUAACGAAUAACGAAGAUUACAUGCUGAGAGUGGAAUUGGAAGAUUUUGAAGGUAACAAAAGGUACGCGCAAUAUUCUCAUUUCAAAAUCUAUUCGGAAGGCGAAUACUAUAAAUUAGAAAUCGAUGGGUACGAUGGAAAUGCCGGUGAUUCGUUGAACGAUCCCUGGUACGGUUCGAACAAUAGUCCGUUUUCGACUUACAACAGGGACAACGACAGAUCAUCGUUGAAUUGCGCUUCCAUGCUGAAAGGUGGAUGGUGGUGGAAAUCGUGCGGUCGCGGAUUAAACGGUCUUUACCUGAACGAUCCUCAAGAUUUAACCGCCCGGCAAGGUAUCGUGUGGUUUCGGUGGAGAGGUUGGGAUUACACUUUAAGACGCGCGACGAUGAUGAUCAAACCGAAAGGACCUACAACGUCUCCGUAAAAAGAGUAAAAGGCAAUUAGUAUGGUUACGUACGCGUGGAAUAGUUUUUAUAGGAACGUUGGCUGUGCCGAUGGCCGAAAUUAGGAACGGUGCUAUCUUGGUCUGUGUUCGAGAGAUACUUUACCUUAUAUUUAUUUCCUUGGUCCAUCCGUUACGAUCGUUUCAUCCCGUAACACGUAGCUUAGGAUAGUCCGGCAGACGAAUGUAUAUAAAAGAUGAAAUAACGUAAUUAAAUGACUAAAUAAAAUAAUUGGAAUAAACAGUA
Messenger RNA from Megachile rotundata (alfalfa leafcutting bee), 2500 nucleotides. RefSeq lists its product as uncharacterized. Gene Ontology annotation, molecular function: protein-macromolecule adaptor activity; extracellular matrix structural constituent. Gene Ontology annotation, cellular component: fibrinogen complex. Lineage: Eukaryota; Metazoa; Arthropoda; Insecta; Hymenoptera; Megachilidae. The record is from RefSeq and is a predicted model, not a curated record. Gene Ontology annotation, biological process: blood coagulation, common pathway; platelet aggregation; blood coagulation.